Molecule: messenger RNA, 2131 nt
Organism: Amblyraja radiata (thorny skate)
Lineage: Eukaryota; Metazoa; Chordata; Chondrichthyes; Rajiformes; Rajidae
Gene: mettl5
Product: methyltransferase 5, N6-adenosine
Exons: 8
Coding region: 230-856 (208 amino acids)
Biological process (GO): rRNA methylation
Molecular function (GO): rRNA (adenine-N6-)-methyltransferase activity; nucleic acid binding
Source: RefSeq, a predicted model, not a curated record
GAGCGGCCCUGGGGGCGGGAGGAGGUGGUUGAGGAGCAGAGCAGAGCGGCCCUGGGGGCGGGAGGAGGUGGUUGAGGCGCGGAGCAGAGCGGCCCUGGGGAGGGAGGAGCAGCGGGAAGGUGAAGUGCGGAGCGGCUGGAGUACUACAGCAGCAGCAGCUCGGGCGAUUGACAGCUGAGCCCGGGAGCAAGCGGCCAGUCGGUGCUUCAUUCGGGUGCAGGCAGCGACCAUGAAGCUGAAGCAGCUGGAAAGUUUGCUGCAGCGAGUUGAGGGGUUUGAGAGACCAAAGCUGCUGUUAGAGCAAUAUCCUACCAGCCCCCAUAUCGCAGCAUGUAUGCUUUAUACAAUACACACAACAUUCGAUGACAUUGAGAAUAAACUGGUUGCUGAUCUUGGGUGCGGAUGUGGAGUUCUAAGUAUUGGAGCAGCCAUGCUGAAUGCAGGAUUAUGUCUAGGAGUUGAUAUUGAUGAAGAUGCUCUUGGUAUAUUUAACAGAAAUGCAGAGGAAUUUGAGUUGGCCAAUGUCGAUAUGGUUCAGUAUGAUGUUUGUUCUAAACAAACUGACAACUUAUCUAAAAAAUUUGACACUGUAAUAAUGAAUCCACCCUUUGGGACUAAGCACAAUAAAGGUAUGGACAUGAUAUUUCUUAAAUCUGCUCUAGAUAUGGCCAGAACAGCUGUGUAUUCCCUUCAUAAAACAGCAACUAGAGAACAUAUUAACAAGAAGGCUGAUGAAUGGAAAGUAACGAUGGAAGUAAUUGCUGAGCUUCGGUAUGACCUACCAGCAACAUACAAGUUUCACAAGAGGAAAUCAAUUGACAUUGAAGUGGACUUCAUCCGGUUCUCAGCUAAAUAAAUUCCAUCCUCCAAGACAUUCAGCAGAACCAAUGUUGAGGCUGUCAGAAUUACACAGUGAAAACUCCUUGGAAGCCGCACAUUGUCAACUUGUUCGGUUUAUAGGCCACAAGCAAUUUCAUUGAUCACCAAAUUCAUUUUCAGUUUUUGAUUGUUUUGCUGCAGGUUCCUCCCCCGAUCCAAUUUCUUCAAGAGCUCGCUUCUUCGGACUUGUAGCAGCUACAUUACAUCAAACAGUUUGGUUAGUUUAAAACAGAUUUUCAGUACAAAGCAAUCAUACAAAACUAAGCUGACACCUUGAUUUUAAAAUCCUGAGCUUAUAAAAUAUAUGUCCAAAUCUAAUAAUCAACCACCCAACCAUCUCUAGAUUUAAUCAAUGUUGUUCUAAUAAAAACUGGGGUUUCCCCUCACUUAAGUACAGGAACAUAUUAUAUUCACAGCAAUGAUAGAUGGUAUAUGUACCAAGUGAAACUUUCCAUGUAAAAUAAACUACAUUUUUUAUUAUGCGAGGUAAUACUCAAUCAAAAAUACUGACGGAAACAGACAUUUGUUUUCCCUGGUUUGUAAAGAUUUGGACUGAAGGAAAGCUGUAAUAUUUAACAGAUGACUAAAAGACAACAUUCUUGCCCAACCUGUCACAGGCUCUUUAGUUGGCAGUAAACAAUUCACAGGGCUCUCACUUAACCUUUUUUCCCCUGUUGCCAGACGGGCAACCUAGGCAGCUUUUUAGGUUUUUUGGAUAUAUCUUUGGUAUAAACCAGUAUCUGCCGUGCCAAGCGGGGCAAAAAUGACACGGCAUUUAGGUUGCCAGGCGGCAUUUUAGGUGGCCAUUGGCACCCGGGCAACCGCUAAUUUUGAGUCCCGAUUCAACUAGUGAGAUGUGGAUAUAUUGAAACCCAAUGAUUAUCUGAGAUAUUAUUUUGUUAGCUUGCAAUGCAGUCCUUACUCUGGCAUUGAUAUAAUGGAAUUUCUACCUGUAACUAACUACUUUCAAAGUUUAGACAAGUGGAUUACCACAUGACUAUUUCCAAUUGUUGGUUUUCCCCAUAUCUACAAUGCAAGUCUACCAACUUACUGGUUUCUUCCUGUAUUCCAUCGCUGUCUUCAUCCUCAAAUGUUGUCUUCUUCCCUUGGAACUGCACUCUUUGCGGUCCACCGCCUCCCUUGCCUCCUCUUCCUUUACCUCGACCUCUUCGAGCUAUGAGUGGAUAAGAUGUGUGUUUUUUUUUUAAAUAAAGAAAUAAAUACUGGAGAUGACAAUCCAGUUACAAACAAG